Messenger RNA from Pungitius pungitius (ninespine stickleback), 6917 nucleotides. RefSeq names its product beta-1,4-galactosyltransferase 1-like. The record is from RefSeq and is a predicted model, not a curated record. The transcript is spliced from 3 exons. NCBI's taxonomy places the organism in Eukaryota, Metazoa, Chordata, Actinopteri, Perciformes, Gasterosteidae. The coding region runs from base 1400 to 2428 and encodes 342 amino acids. Gene Ontology annotation, biological process: protein N-linked glycosylation; carbohydrate metabolic process. Gene Ontology annotation, cellular component: Golgi apparatus. Gene Ontology annotation, molecular function: cytoskeletal protein binding; beta-N-acetylglucosaminylglycopeptide beta-1,4-galactosyltransferase activity.
CAAAGAAGCGUCCACCGGAAGUGUUGGCGUAACAGCGCGAUCGAACAUGUAUAGCGUGCGUCGGCGGUCCAAAGUGUGGUUGCACUUCUCGAAACAAACCGAAAACUCUGCAAAAAACUCCCGGUUGUUGUGAAUUUGUGACGCAUCAGACCAGUGCGCGCGGGUGCCGGGUGGCCAGAGCGGAGCUGUCCUAUCUGUUAAAAUGAGCAGUGAGGCUGGCGCUGCAAAGAAAAAAAAAGAGAUUGUGCUAGCAUUCCCCGCGUCGACCGCUAGCAGCCCCCCGUCAGCGAAAGUGUCCCUGAUUUGAGGUUGGGAGAGUUGUGCGCCCCCCCGCUCCGUGUGCCCCGUGUUUGACGCGCUGCGCCGCCCGUCCUCCGCUGCCUCUUCCUCUGAUUCCAAGCGUUAGCCCAUUAGUGGGAGCAAGGUAACGUUUAAGUACCUGCAGUAUCAUACACUCACGUGUAAAUGUGUUUUUGUGAGGUUUCAAAAAUAAAGCUCUCUGGAGGAAAGUGUACCCCUGUUAAAAUAUAUUCAUAAUUUAUAAUGUUUAUACAAUAUUCAAGUUCAUAGUUUGAUAUUUAUUUUAGUUGAAAACAGCCCUGUUAGAAAUUCAUAGUAAAGUUAAUAAAAAGUUCAUAGAACUAACAUUGAUGGAGAAGGUCAGACUAUUUCCUUCAGAAAGACCCUUGGUUAGCUAGCUCAUUUAAAAUAUCUUAAACUUAUACUUUUUUGACCCUGCCUCUUAAAAGAAUCGGAAUCGAGAAUCGCUGGGAACCGGAAUCGAAACCAGGAAUCGGAAUCGCUCAAAUUCAAACGAUACCCAACCCUAUUCACAGUGCACCUUAAAAACCCAUUGAUCACAUGUGUGAGGUGUUAAGAUAUCCUGUUGCACAUGUGGUUGACAUUUCAACCUCCUUGAUAUUUAAAUGAAUUUGGUUUUUUUCCCAAACCUGGAUGAACUUUGAUGAACCGCAUAGUGGCUGUGACUUUAUUCACAUGAACUUAAACCAAUCAAAAUGUUCUUCAUGCUAAACUGGAAGAACAGGUUAGUUGUUGCACACACGUAGGAAGUAAUCUACGGGGCGGAACACUUUCCAGGAACAUUUUACCAGAAGAGGUCUGCUACAGAAAGAAAUACUCCACAUCUUAUUCCGCCCGGCACGAGACCACACUGUUGAGCAGGACAAUAGAGAUCAUCUCAGGAUCUUGCUGAGGAAGUCUAUUGAUUUAAUAGUUUUAUGGUCAUACUAACCAAAACACAGCAAUAUACUUUAAUUGAGUCUUUAAGUUGUUAGAUCUGGGAAAAACAAGAGGAAACAAAAUUGAAGUAUCGUGAUCGGUUGUUAAUAACAGGUGUGAGCGGCUAGGUUUACAGAACUCACCUUCCGGGGAAGAAAGCAUGUUGAAAAAAAUCUUUCAAGGAUUGGCCUUUUUUGUUUCUUUAAGUGUGGCAUGUUUUAUUUUUUAUCAAUUCAACAAGAAAGAAAAAACGUUACAUAUUUUUGUAUCGUCGAAUCGUUCUGUAAAUCGAAGUAACCCACUUCUCCCAGUCCUGAAUGUCAAUGACGAAGAGAAACCAAUGCAGACCACUCAAGUCCCGACUUUGGAACGCUGUCCCGAAACCCCCCCAGAUCUUUUGGGUCCGUUGCUUGUGGAAUUUAAUUCUAAACGGACUCUGGAUGAGGUGAGAGAGAAAUUCGGUUCUCCUCUUCAGGAAGGAGGCCGGUACAAGCCGUCAGGCUGUAUCGCACAACAGAAGGUGGCAAUCAUCAUCCCGUUCCGCAAUCGGCACAAGCACCUCAUUCAUUGGCUGCAUUACCUCCAUCCGAUACUGAUUCGACAGCAGUUGGACUACACGGUGUAUGUCAUCAACCAGGAUGGAGAAGGCGUGUUCAACAAGGCUAAACUGAUGAAUGCAGGCUACGUGGAAGCAAUGAAGGAAUAUGAUUACGACUGCUUAGUCUUCUCUGACAUAGAUUUGGUGCCUAUGGACGACCGUAACCUCUACAGGUGCUUUGACAAUCCUCGACACCUGGCUGUGGCCAUCGACAAAUUUAACUUCCAGUUACCCUACAACACAAACUUUGGUGGAGUUUCCGCGUUGUCCAAAAGCCAAUACCUGAAGAUCAACGGUUUCCCGAACACCUACUGGGGCUGGGGCGGUGAGGAUGACGAUAUCUACGGGCGAGUCGUCCUCCGCGGCAUGACCAUAUCUCGACCUGACUCCGUGAUUGGAAAGUACAGGAUGAUCAAACAUACCCGGGACCUGCACAAUGAGGCUAAUCCAGAGAAUCCCGGUAAACUACAACACACCAAACACACUAUCGAUACAGACGGCAUUAACACUCUCAAUUACACAGUCAAAGAGAUUAAGAGGGACCGACUGUUCACCUUCAUCAACGUGGAUAUUGAGGCUCCGAUAAAAUGAAUGAAGAUGGAACCUGUGGGUAUUAGACAGCUGUGAUUUCUUGGUCUUUUUAGGAUUUAUUUCAAGCAUGUUCUUGAAACCUCUUGUUUGGCUUGGUGUAGUGCAUACCUGUGCUCGGGUGUGUCUAAAUGAAGUAUGCAGAUGUUCUUACUAUUUUGGUUUUCUCGGUACAAUCCUCAACCAACCGUCGUUACUGUCAAAAUCGAAAGUGAAUCAUUUUUUUGUGGCUUUCACACAUAAUGUGAAUGUUUUAGGGUGGGGAUUCUUUUGAGUGACCUGUGGAGCAUCGGGCUACGCUUAGUGGUGGAUUUAGAGACAUCAACCGUGUGCUCAUGAAGAAGUAAAGAUGGCGGUUUGGAUUAAGUAGACGCAUCCAUUUGAUUCGUUUAUGUGUGUGUGUGUGUGUGUGUGUGUGUAUAUAUAUAUAUAUAUAUAUAUAUAUAUAUAUAUAUAUAUCAUUACAAGGGAGAGUAUAAUAAUUAUAGGGUUUUAUAUUGUAUAAUUUAGAUCUUUCUACGUUGUAAUGUUUUUUUUGUCGAUACAAUUGUCUUAAUACUUUUGUACAUGCUGGAAUGCAUGAUGAAAUUAGAAGGGGAAAGGUCAUUUUGGUGGCAGUGAUGCACAGGUUGUAUCUUAUUUAUUUUAGGGAGAUGGGCUUUCUGGUUUCAGUUAUUCAUUGCCUUUUGGAAAAAAAUGGUUCUGCAUGGCUGAUAUCUUCAUUGCUGCUAUACAAAGUAAUAUUUCACCAAUCAGAAAAUGUUCUUACUUGCAGUUGUUUUGAACUCUGGUGGCAAAAUAAAUUUUACAAGUUUCAUGCAAGGCUACUGUUAUACUUGUCUUAGGUAAUUACAGGCAACGUGUAUUUAUGGAAACACUUGCUAAAACCAAAACGAAAGCAGGAAAAGAACAACAGUAAAAUAAUAACAUUUUGGAAAUUGGGCAAAUGAUUUUUUUUCUCCAAUUACUUUUAUUUUCUAAGUUUUCUAUGUUUAGUUUUCUGUUUUGCUUAAACUCUUCUCCCUCGGGGUUCCAAAAAGCUUGAAUAACCUGUUUAAGUAACAGUACUUACUACAGUAAGUAGUUUCUUUUCUGGUAACAGGUAAGAAAUAUGACCUGACAGGCCAUCUUACACACUAUGUACACACUUAUUCAGCACUGUUGCUCUUGUAAAUGAGAGGCAACACAACCCGCUUUGAAAGUAAUGUUAAUCUGGUCAUUUAUUUGUGAAAUCAGGAUAUAUUUCGGUUGUGUGUCACACAAAAGUUCAGUUAAGUGAACACGUACAAAUGUUGAGUACUAAAUUGAAGACAUUGUGCUGUGUAUCUCUCUCCCGACCUUUUAAAGGGAAUUUCAGGCAAAAUUCAUCUUGUGACUCCUAAUUCAAUUCAUAUUCUAAUCUGCUGCUCACAAGGUCCCAUUGAGUUUGGAUCAUAAUUAAACAUUCUUAAACAGGAACGAUUAUAAACCAGAUUCGGCUGAAGCUUUCCUGUUCUGCAUGCUUUCAUUUUUCACACUGAGCCAAAGAGCACUCUCUGCUCACAGCUUGUCUGAUGGUGAAUUAUUGACAAGUGAAAGGAUUACACAACAUUGCCCUCGGAGGAUCCGUGGCAGCAUGCCAGAGAGUAAAGCAGAGUGAUAAGGUUGGACAAAAGGGUCGUGUUAGUGUAGGUGAUGCUGGGGGCUUUGCAUGCUGUUGCAGAGGUGAAAAGCAGUGGAACCUCUUCAUGACUUGUUGAAGUGUUCAGAACGACAUGUUGGUUAGUGCAUGGUUUUUAUCUGCGUGAAUGUUCAAUCACGGCAACCCCCCAAACACUGGCCCAUCCUCCUUCCUGCCCAGCCCCCUCUUUUCAUUGGUUGACCUAGUAGAGUUACUAUGGGAACAACUGUAGAGAGGCUGCCAUGAAAAUUGUGGGGUGCAGCUUGGUCUCCAUCUCACACACACACACACACACACACACACAAACACACACACACACAGACGUUUAACUUGGCAUGGUAACCCUACCUAUAAUAUAUAUUAUUAAAUAUCAGUACGACCACAACUCAACUGUAUGAUAGCAUUUUUCUCCACCAGUAUCUUUGAUAUAUUGGUAGAGAGGGGUUCUUUAUUGUUCUUUCUGAAAAGCCCAAAUGAAUAUUGCUGUUUAUGUGUCUAUCUACUCCACUACUCUGCUUUGUAAACAUGAACACCUAACACAAUAUAGUUUCAUUGGAAUGCCCCCAGCUUCAAACUGAGAAUCAGCAGACACCAAUGUAGCUUUAAACACAGACAAAACAUAAAAAAUUCAGACAUGAGCUGGAAAGUAGUUGAUCAAAACAAACUCAUAAUUGAUGUAAAAAUGAAGAAAAAGUGCCCCCUCACGCCUCUCAUUUCAAAGACUAUGCUGCUUUUUAAAGAAUUCAAAGCUCAUAUGCAAUAAUUCAUGUCACAGCAUAACAAUUCAUCUGUGUUUCAUUCACUACACUCCUUGGUGUACAGAUUAGUUCAGUUAGGGGCUGACAUCAGCUAAUGCUAGCAAACCAUGGACAGAUGAUGCACUAACUUAUAGAAUCAGUUUGCCAACCCUUCUCUUCUUGUGUUACUAGCACAGGAAGCUUUAGCAAUACCACUAGGCCACUAUUGCCACUUGCGGGUGCUGUUAACCAGAUGGCUAUAUACGCUGGCUAAAAACUUCUAACGAAACAAAUUGAAGCCAGAAAAUCCCUUACUCACAUCUUGUUCUCUCACUUUUCUUUUCACUCCCUCACAUGUUUGCUCUCUCUUCGACGGCUCAUUUUAUGAAACGUAUUCUUUGGCCCAAAGUUGAUCCUCCCUGUCCCGCGUCAUACCUGAUUAAUGCAAAGGAACAAACACGCACCCCGUAGGCUCAAACAUGGCUCACGAUGAGGACGAGUGUCCGCAUCCAGCAUCCGGGCAGCAGCAGAUUAAUGAUGAGAUCAGCCGACGCACACAAUUUUCACUGUCAGCAUCACUGGCCUUGAUCUGGCGGGCUGGUACAACUGAGUGUUAUGCUAUUACGUAAUGCUUUUACAUAAAGCUCAGCAGAACCAGAGGGAGAAGGAACUGGGUAGAGGGAGGGGGGGGGCGCUGCACCAUUCAAAAGGGGGAUUCGCACUGCACCAAAUCCUCCUCCCACCACACAUGCAUGCGCACCCACACCACAACAACAUAUGAGCUUUCUCCAUAGCAACGUGUGUCUCCCUCUAAACAACGAAACCCUCCCUUUGAUUGAUAUUAAGGACACAUGGAUGCAAACAAACAGGUUUGUCGUUCACAGGCAUCAGCUGCCUGUCCACAUUUUGGCUCUCUGUCCCUGUCUCAACUGUGCAACUUUACCCCCCCCAGAGCCCCAACAGCAGACAAUUACACAUCACAUCAGGCUCUCAUCUCAGCAAUCAAUAUAGUGUAUUGAUAACCUAGUGCUUCCCGAGCCAAGCAGACCUCUCCCCACGACACAAACGCCACACACUGCAACAAAUCAACAAAAGUAUCUCUGUUUCACAACCUCUCUCACACCCGACCUGCUCUUUUGAGACUCAAGCCAUGUUGGUGUUUGGGGAGGAAUUUGCUCUAAUCAUACAAUCACACAAAGCUUCUGACAUGGAGUGUAUGAGUUUUUGUGUAAAUGGGGUUAAAAAGAUUCUGGAGCUAUCAGCGCAAAUAGUUUUAUUCAUUAAAUAUGAAAAAAGUGGAAAGAUCGUCACAUUGUGAACAGACUGUUAAAAAAAGAGAAGGAAAACCUAAUGUGCUUUUCCAUCACAGCAAUUGACCACAUAUGAAGGCUCAGAUUUCCGAAAGGAAGGAGAGAUGCAUCGACAAUAAAUAUACAACGAAUCGAUUCGGUUAGCAAUGUGAUGCAUCUGUGGUUGAUGUUAUUACUGUAUACAGGCCAAUGCAACUGAUAAAAGUACCCAAACUUUACUCAUUACUGUCAUACUUGGAAAAAGUGAAAAAACAAGUUCUACUAAAACACCAAACUGCAGCAUAUGGGACAUUAACCAAGUAGGAUGCCAUAUUUAAACUAAGGACUGAUCAUUCCUUUUUUGUUAAUAGCACCCCACUCUCCCUUAAUCUUAACAGUGAUGUAAUUUGAUUGGUGACAAUGUGACAAAUUAUGAUUUUUAGAUUCUAAGGGCAAGGUUUAUGUCAACAUUCAACAACCACCACGUCAGCUGUUACAAAAAAAACAACUCUUUUUAGUUAUUUAACCAAGUUCAUAAUAGUUUCACCCCAAAAUCAUCCGUCUUUUGUCAAUUGGUACUCCAAAGAAGGGAAGAUGGAAGUGAUUGCAUACUGAAGAGCGAAGAGCACAGUGCGCACACAGAAAACCUGAAUGGAUAUGAUCUUUGUCUGCUCCCUCGAUGACCUUUAGCCUGCCCUUUUGAGAAACACUCUCACUGUGAACCUGGGAUCAGGUAACCCCGUGGCCUGUCCUGCACUACACCAUUCAUAGAUUGAACAGAUAUCUGAACCUGGAACGGGUCGGCU